This is a messenger RNA of Cornus florida, 822 nucleotides long. RefSeq names its product protein WUSCHEL-like. Gene Ontology annotation, molecular function: DNA binding; DNA-binding transcription factor activity. The transcript is spliced from 3 exons. Bases 1 to 822 code for a protein of 273 amino acids. Lineage: Eukaryota; Viridiplantae; Streptophyta; Magnoliopsida; Cornales; Cornaceae. The record is from RefSeq and is a predicted model, not a curated record. Gene Ontology annotation, biological process: plant organ development.
AUGGAAGGCCAACAGCAACCAAAUGAUCAUCAAGAAGGUGGUGGGGGCAGCAAAAGCACUUUUCUAUGCAGGCAAAGCAGUACAAGGUGGACACCUACUACUGACCAGAUUCGAAUAUUGAAGGAACUUUACUACAACAAUGGAGUUAGGUCUCCAAGUGCUGAGCAGAUUCAGAGGAUCUCAGCUAGGCUGAGACAGUACGGUAAGAUUGAGGGCAAAAACGUCUUUUAUUGGUUUCAGAACCACAAGGCUCGUGAGAGGCAGAAGAAGAGAUUCACCACUGAUCAUCAUCACCAUAACAUCCCCUGCAUCCAACAACAAAGACCUCCUCCUCCUCCUACUCAUACUCAUCCUUGGAGAUCUGAUCAAGACCCCAUUCACAACAACAACAAAUACCCUACCAUCCGUCCUGGGGUUUCAUCAUCUCCAUCUUCUUCUUCUGGCAUGCUUGGCGUGGGACACAUGGGAAGCAAUGGGUAUGGAUAUGUGACCAUGGAGAAGAGUUUUAUGGACUGUUCAAUAUCACCAGGUGGUGGUGGCGGAUCUAUGGGGCGCAAUUUUGGAUGGGGUGGCGUUGAUUCAUAUCCUUUAUCCUACCCUUUAUGUGACAUGAAAAAGUCAUAUGAUGAAACCCUUGAAGAUGAACAAGAAGACCAAGCCCCUGAGAUAGAAACCCUCCCUCUCUUCCCAAUGCAUGCCGACAACAUCUCCGGCUUCUGCGGUAUCAUGCCGGAAUCUAACAGCUACUAUGACAGUAAGGGCACUCCUCGUACCUCCCUUGAGCUUAGCCUCAACUCCUUCCCCGGCUGGUCACCGGAGUAA